GCAAGGUCAGCGUCAGCAGAUCUGACCCUAAAAAUAGGCUUUCUGAUUCCAGUCAGGGUGGCUGGGUGUGCAGUUACCCCACGGACCAGCACCUCCUGACCCAGCCAGGCCCCAGCAUACCAAGACGCUCCUGGCCUCUCUGAGAAUUGGAGAUUUGGGAGCCAUGCAGCGAGGGAUGCACACAAGCUGCCUUCAGGAUUUGGAAAGAUUACAGUCGCAGAAAGAAAAGAAAAUCUCGUGGCUGCAAAAUGACAUCUGGAGAACCGAAGACAAGUCUAAAGAAUGCCUACCCAUCUUCCAAGAAGCUGUCACUGAAAGCGGAAGGGGAGGAGGACUACUGCACCCCCGGAGCCUUUGAGCUGGAGCGGCUCUUCUGGAAGGGCAGUCCCCAGUACACCCAUGUCAAUGAGGUCUGGCCCCAGCUCUACAUUGGUGAUGAGGCGACGGCGCUAGACCGCUACCGGCUGCAGAAGGCGGGCUUCACACACGUGCUGAACGCGGCCCAUGGCCGCUGGAAUGUGGACACUGGGCCAGACUAUUACCGCGACAUGGACAUCGAGUAUCACGGCGUCGAAGCUGACGAUCUGCCCACCUUCGACCUCAGUGUUUUCUUCUACACGGCAGCCGCCUUCAUCAACACAGCGCUGCGCGACGACCACAAUAAGAUCCUGGUCCACUGCGCCAUGGGCCGCAGCCGGUCGGCAACCCUGGUCCUGGCCUACCUGAUGAUCCACAGGAACAUGACCCUGGUGGACGCCAUCCAGCAAGUGGCCAAGAACCGCUGUGUCCUACCCAACCGGGGCUUCCUGAAGCAGCUCCGAGAACUGGACAAGCAGCUGGUGCAGCAGCGGAGACAGGCUCAGCUCCAGGACGGCGAGGAGGACCCCGAGAAGGCACUGUAGGGCCCUCCUCCCCAGCCAGUAAAGACACUUGGGAGUGGAGAGGGAAGGUUGAAAAUAGCUCUGGCCUCUGACUUUGUUUGUCAUGGAGAAAAGACAAUGGAACCAAAGCUUGACUUCUUCUGAACAAUCUUACUAAACUUUCUGGAGGGGGGUGGAGAGUGUUGGGAACUGGGGGAACCCGGAGCUGCCUCCUGGGAGGGCUGAGUCUUCUGCUUCACAGAGAAAUGGGAGACAUGGGCUCCCCAGCAGAAUUGGUUACAGAUGAGCACACAAUUCUGCACAAAGCUUCCUGGAUUUUUUUGUGUGUGUUUGUUUGUUUGGUUGGUAUAAGAUGAAAGCAGAAAAGGAUUUAGAACUGUGUAGGCAUUGUGCUGUGAUUAAACGUUUGGCUUUGUCUGAAAGUCAUAUUCUUUUUUUUUGAGACAGAGCCUCAAGCUGUUGCGCUGGGUAGAGUGCUAUGGCAUCACAGCUCACAGCAACCUCCAACUCCUGG
Nycticebus coucang (slow loris) is the source of this 1395-nucleotide messenger RNA. RefSeq names its product dual specificity phosphatase 29 (gene DUSP29). Gene Ontology annotation, molecular function: protein tyrosine/serine/threonine phosphatase activity; MAP kinase phosphatase activity. The record is from RefSeq and is a predicted model, not a curated record. The transcript is spliced from 5 exons. NCBI's taxonomy places the organism in Eukaryota, Metazoa, Chordata, Mammalia, Primates, Lorisidae. Gene Ontology annotation, cellular component: cytoplasm. The coding region runs from base 249 to 902 and encodes 217 amino acids. Gene Ontology annotation, biological process: negative regulation of MAPK cascade; protein dephosphorylation.